Messenger RNA from Rhodotorula graminis WP1, 669 nucleotides. RefSeq lists its product as uncharacterized. The record is from RefSeq and is a predicted model, not a curated record. The annotation marks the transcript as partial. The transcript has a single exon. NCBI's taxonomy places the organism in Eukaryota, Fungi, Basidiomycota, Microbotryomycetes, Sporidiobolales, Sporidiobolaceae.
CUCAUCCUCGUCGCGCUGUUGAGCGGCGCCGACUACGACACGCAGGGCCUCGAGCGCGUCGGCGUCACGAUCAGCGUCGCGCUCGCCAAGGGCGGCUUCGCGACCGAGCUCCUCGACGGCGUGCGCCGCCUGCGCGACUCGCCCGCGCCCGACGACCUCGAGCACUUCCUCGCCGAGUGGCGCACCUCGGUCGCCGACGAGCUGCGCACCAACAGCCGCGGCCUCAUGUCGCGCCGCGAGAAGAAGCUCGCCGACACGGUCGAGCGCGCGACGGCCUUCCCGUCGCUCAAGAUCGUCGACUUCUACCUCGACCCGCGCGUGUCGGACCCGCGAGCGGCCGACUACACGGCGCCGACCUGGGACCGCCAGCUCGACCUCGGCGCGCUCGCCGACUUUGCGCAGCGCAAGUUCGAGUGGGGCCACGUCGAGCUCGAGAGCAAGCUGCGCAACAAGGUGUGGCUCGGCCUCGCCCUGCGCGAGGCGCGCCGAGCGGCCCUCGCAGCCGACAGCGAGCGCAGCCACGCCUCGCCGUCCCGCCCCGCACCCUCGGGCUCGACGCCUCCCGUCCCGUCCGGCUGGAUCGCGGCCGUGCGCGACCUCAAGGUCGACACGACGACCGGCCUCGUCCCGUCGUACCGCGUCGAGCUUUCGGCCGCCGUCUUUGACGCC